Molecule: messenger RNA, 4692 nt
Organism: Centropristis striata (black sea bass)
Lineage: Eukaryota; Metazoa; Chordata; Actinopteri; Perciformes; Serranidae
Gene: tmem229a
Product: transmembrane protein 229A
Exons: 1
Coding region: 50-1138 (362 amino acids)
Source: RefSeq, a predicted model, not a curated record
AAUGUGUCGGAAGAGGGAAGCUGAAUCUCGCCAGACCGAGUGACUGACCAUGGCCAGUCGGUCGCGAGACUGUCCUCGCAGCCGUUCAGGAGAAGCUGCCGGUGGCCUAAAGACGUCUCGGAUGCCUCGCCAACAAGAACCGUCCGGAGAGACAGAGGACGCGGCGGAGCCGCUGCGGGAGCUGCCGCGGUGGAUGCGGCUUUACUUCUACGGGAUGCACGGCGUGACUCUGGAUGUCCUGCUCUCAUCGCUACAGGGGGUUUUAAAUCACCGGGACCCUAAACUGGUGGGCUUCUCCUCUCCAUAUCUUUGCUUAAUGCAUUCCCUGACCCACUUUGCGCUGGAGAAGAUCUACUCUCAGAAGAGCUGUUUCCGAGGUCGGCCUGUGGUGUUUCAUCUUGUUUUCUAUCCGUCUGUGUACAUCGGGCUGCAGAUCCUGAUCGGGAACAUUAACACUUUGACCGAGCAGGUGAGGAUGGUAUCUGGCACACAACUGGCCGUGCACUACAUCCUGGCUCUCUAUUUUGCUCAGGUGUUUCACAGAGGGCUGUCAACGCUGCAGUAUCACACCUCCUGCCCCCCCGACCCUCCGAGCAAACCCGGCCCGGAGGAUAGCGGUCAUGACAGGGGGCCUCUUCGCGGUCUCCCCGGCUUUGUGCGCUUCUUGUUCUUUGGGAUGCACGGCUUUCUGGACGAGGUGCUUUUCACCUCUGUUUUCAACCUCGUGGAGAAGUCUGACCGGACCCUCAGCGGUCACACGUCCCUGUGGUCCUUCCUGAUGUACGGGAGCUGCAGCUUCGUGGUGGAGAAGCUCUACCUCUACCUGCACUUUAAGAGAGGCUGGGGGACGUGGCGGCGGCUCCCCAUCUACAUCUGCUUCAUCUACACCUGGGAGUUCUCCUGGGGUCUGGUGCUGAGGCAGUUUGGCGCCUGCUCCUGGGACUACUCCCAUUAUCCUCACAACUUCAUGGGGCUCAUCACGCUCCUGUACUUGCCAGGCUGGGUCUGCCUCAGUCUGUACCAGGACGUGCUGUCUAAUGUGCUGCUCAGAAUCAAGUGCAACAAAAAUGUCAAUGGUUUGAGUGGGGAGAAUGGAGAGCUCAAUGGAGAGCUGGAGUCAAAGGAAAAACUACUUUAAUUUAUCUAUUGACUUGUAGGGAAAGUCGAGCUCAUGGUAAACUAAUGAGGAAACAAGCAGGCAUUAAUAUAUUCUAAUAAACAACAUAAUGAAACUGAUUAUUAGGUUGUUAUUCAUCAAGACCAGGACCAAUUUGACCUUUCAGCUCAAGUCAGGGUAUAAAUAGGUAUUUAAGAUAAUUACUUUGACUCUUUGGACACAAAAUGUUGUUAUUUAAUACAAAAUUUUAUAGGGAUGCACAAAUUUUGAAAUUCUGGGCCAAUACAGUUGUUUAACAAUGGUCGAUGUCUAUGUUUUUUGUUGUUGUUUAUUUAUUUUGUUUUUGUUAUUUAUAACAGUGCUAUAAAAUGCAUUAUAGCAAAAUAACUAUUUUAAAAGGGCUGUUUUGUCCGAGUCCUACCACGGAGCAAAAUUUGUGUGACACAUCAGAUACAUCGGCCACCGCCAUCGGUGAGCGUCAUCUCAUUCGCCGAUCAGUCAACAGGGCAAAUAUCAGCAGAUAUACAGGUGCAUCCCUAACAUUUUGUACCAUAAAUAUUUUUUUUCUGUAAGUUUCGAGUCGUUUAGAGAGAUGAAACAUUUUUCAGCCAUUAAAUUUGGGUCCAGUAAUAAAGACACAACUGACCCCGAAUUUUUUAACUUCAGUUAGCCUACUGCCAUUUUUAUCUUUCUGAUGUAAAAUAUAAUUGUAAUAUUAAUAUUUUACAAGUCUUCAUAACUUUGGAAGUGUGAAUACUCUUUUUUUUAAUGAUUGCAGUGGCAGAUUUGCCAUCAUUUACAUGACAUGCAUUGUGGCAGUUCUAGUUUGAGUUGGAUUUAUUGUGUCAUUUACAUUAUGCAUUGGCAUGCUUUAACUGUAGCUCAUAUCUGCAUGCUAAGAAGUACGAAAAUAAAUAAAAUCCGAAAGGUUUUUGGAUUAGAUAUAUUCAAAAGUCUAUAUUUUAAAGACAGAAAAAAUAUGAAAACAACUGGACAGUAACAAGCAAUGAGUUUUUUCUCUUUUAGUGUUAGUUUACAUCAUGAAACAAACUCCCUAUGUUUAACUCAUCUUGUUAAUGUGACCCCUGACUAAUGCAUGGUAAAAAUUAGAGUAGAGAUAAACCCAGUAAUAUAUGUAGCAAAAAAACCUGUAGCUGAGUGGAUACGAGGAGCCAAGUGAGAAUUUACUGUGAAUCUUUUAUGAACCAAACGUUACUUUGCUGGAGUGCCUUCCUGUUCAAACGGAGUCAACCAGAAACAAACAAGCAGGGCUCAGUGUCCAUGUGCUUGAUAUUAGAAACACAGCAGUGCUUUGCAAUUGAUUAUUAUAAAAAGAUUUUAGCCUUCAGCACUAAUGCAGGCCUCAGUCCAUGAGGUUGCAUUUGUUCCACUAACAGAGCACUAGUUCCACAAAAAUUACACACAUUUAACUAGACCUGGUCAAAUAUACAGAUUUUAAUGUCCAACAGAAGCUAAAACAUAUUCACUUCAAACCCAUGAAUAUGCAUAACUUGAAGUUAAUUUAGUACAAACAUAUUGUAAAUCCAGAUGGAAAAGUUAAAUAUUUCCAAAUGCCUCAUUUCCACUGCAUGAUUCGGCUUGACUUCACCUGACUUAACUAAUUUUAAGUACCUGCCAGGUCAUUUUCUCUAGUUUAUUUUCCAAUGGUUGAAUCCUAUCAUCCGCCACAAAAGAGAGGAUUGACUGGACUUCAUCCAUUGUAUGUCAUAGUUUUGCAUGCUGCUUGAGCUAAUAAAAACAUGCCCUCACCAUUGAAGAUGAUUUGGCUAUUUAAAAAUGUCAGGUUUGUUCAGGAUGCCCCGUGUCAUGUGAGUGACAAUUCUAGAGACGAUUUUCUCUGCCCAAUCAUCUUCUAUCAGCUAAGCUUGCCGCGGUGGUACCAAAAUAGGACCAGAAAUGAUCCACAACUGCUGAUGGAAAACUAAAAAAUAGCGUGUCGAGUUGAGUUAAGUGCAUCGUACCAUGCAGUGGAAAUGCGGCAUAAAUAAACUCCAACUGUGUAUACUGUGUUGAAAAUAUUCUGACCCACAAAUUAGCUUUACAGCAGUCUUAUGCCUUAUAAACAAACUAAUCAAAGUACCUUGCACUGUGACUGAACAUAUGGUGGUAAUUCUCAGCAAAUUUGUCUACUACAGACAAGUCACUUUGUUAGGUACGUAACCAUCAUUUGGAGUUUGCAUUGCUAGAAGUUUAAGCUGUUUUAUUCCCACAGUAGCAUUUUAACUUCAGAAUCAGCCCCAUUAUUUAUGACACAGCCCUUUUGUAAUUUCUUUAUAAUAAGAAAAUAUUCUGUUCUGAUUACACUCUUAAUUCUGAUCAUUUGUAUGAACUUAAUGUAGGAAUGGAUAGUAUUUUCUGAAUGUUUAGAUAUGCUUGUGAUUUGCUGGAUGAAAAGCUUGGAUACAUUUGAAAUCUGUUCUGCAAGAUUUGGGUCUGUUUUGAGGGUUCAGUAAUCCCAGUAACAUACAAUACUUAAAUGGAGGGAAAAAGGAAAUUACGAUAUUCCAUCGUAUGCUGUGUGAGCGACACUGAAAUUCCUGCACAUCCUUAAAUAUAUUUGAAUCAUUCACUUUGGAUUGUUAAAUUAAGAAACCGGAUUUUAUUUUUGUUUGUGGGCAGCCCAGUCGCUAAAAAAAAUAUUGGCAUCGUACACAGAUACACUGUUAUGAAACAUUUUUGGCAGAGUCUGCAGAGGGAGGAACUUGGCAUGGUAUGACGGGUGAAAAACAACUGACACUGAAUUUUCACCCAAGAAAAGUUAUGAUUAAAGUUAUAAUUAAAGACUAUUUUAAAUUCUCUCUCCUCUCUAUGUGAUGCUCUACGUCAGUUACGUAACUGCAUCGAGUAGUUUUUGUUAUCGAAUCUUUAUUGAAGCUACAUCCAGUGGUUACAUAAGGAAGUAGUUGUUUUUUUAAAUCCAAACCCUUAACUAACUACUUUUGUUGGCCAAAUAGUUUUCGUUUGAAUCUUCAUCGUUAACUGCGUGUUUAAAACUGCAACCACGAGGGUCAAAAAGUGACGAGUUGGUAUGUGACGAGAGGGAUUGAGAAGUUGUUAUGGUGGUUCAGAAACGUGAAAAUUGAAAUUUGCAGAAACAUACAAUGCCAACAUUUUAUUCUGGCGACUAGGUUGUUGUGUGUGAUAUAUCAAUGAAUCAAAUUGCAUUUUGUCUACUUUGAAGGGUAAUUGCCACAAACAUUAUGGCUUAUCAUUUACUUUAUCAGCAAAAAUAAUAUUUUUUAAAAACCAUGUUACUGUAACCAGAAAUGAUACAUCUAGCACUGAACGUUCUCAGUAAGCCCAACCUGUGGAUGAUUUUUACAUCUAACUUGGCAGCUAUAGAGGUUUUAGAACAUUUUCAUUCACUAAACCACAGACAGAAUGACUUUGUUCAUCUUUAAGCUUUUCCAUGGCCGAUCAACUGUUUUAAUCAUACUUUACUUUGUGCUGUGUUAUUCACCAAUUUAAAAAGACCACACUGUUAUAGAAAUUUGACUUGCAAUGGCAUGUACUAUACAACUUUACGACUUAAUUAAAUCAGACAUUUUCCUGUG